Molecule: messenger RNA, 1888 nt
Organism: Parasteatoda tepidariorum (common house spider)
Lineage: Eukaryota; Metazoa; Arthropoda; Arachnida; Araneae; Theridiidae
Product: kynureninase
Biological process (GO): NAD+ biosynthetic process
Cellular component (GO): cytoplasm
Molecular function (GO): pyridoxal phosphate binding; kynureninase activity
Source: RefSeq, a predicted model, not a curated record
CCAGUCUUAUCUCAUCUUACAUCUCCAUCAAUGAGAAGUAAUCGAGUCGUAUUUUUGUUUUAACUUUCAAACUGAAAUUUAAGUAAAGUUACGCGACAUUAUUCAACUUUUCGAACUUCGGCGAUGGAAGGACACACAAAGAGUUUUUCUUGUCAUGAUAAAAUGAUCAAUUUAGAAAGCAGUUUGAUGUACAAUGAAUUUAUAAAAAAGUCUCAAAAAUGGUCAUCUUCAAUGGAUUCUUUGGAAUUCGCAAAGAGGAUGGACAAAGAAGAUCCUCUGGGAGAGUACAGAAAACUUUUCAACUAUCCGAAAAAGAAGGAUAUUAGCGGAGUGUGCCUCAGAAAUAUAUCAGAUGGUGAGGAAGAAUGCAUUUAUUUAUGUGGGCAAUCUUUGGGACUGCAACUGAAAUCAACUGAAUCGAAAGUCCAGGACGCACUAAACAACUGGGCUAUAAGGGGAGUUGAUAGCCAUUUCACGGGAGAGUUUCCGGCAGCCCUGAGUGACCAACCAUUAAAAGAACAAAUGGCAAACUUAGUUGGGGCUGAAACAAAUGAAAUAGCUUUUAUGAAUGCAUUAACUGUAAACAUACAUUUCAUGCUGGCUUCAUUCUACAGACCAAGUGAAAAUCGUUAUAAAAUUUUAAUGGUGGAAGGAGGAUUUCAUUCUGAUUUGUAUGCAGUGCAAAGCCAUGUAAAAUUGCGAGGUUAUGAUCCAGAGGAGAGUAUAGUGUUUUUGAAACCCGAAGAGGGAGAACAUAUUGUAAGACCUCAAAAGGUUUUGUCAUUUAUUAAAGAAGAAGGUGAAAAUAUUGCACUCAUAUAUUUAGAAGGUGUUCAUUACUACACUGGUCAACUUUUCGACAUGAAAGCAAUAACCAAAGCGGGACAUGAACAGGGUUGUAUGGUAGGUUUCGAUUUAGCCCAUGCUGUCGGAAAUGUAAAACUCAAACUUCAUGAAUGGAAUAUUGAUUUCGCUGUAUGGUGCUCAUAUAAAUAUCUCAAUAGUGGUGCUGGGAAUAUGGGAGCAAUAUUUUGCCAUAGCAAACACACACAGGGUGCUAAUCAAAUAAUGCCAGCAUUAAGAGGAUGGUGGGGACUUGAUUUCAAGAGAAAGUUUACUUUUGAUAAAGAAUUCACCGCUGCAGCAGGAGCUGAUAGAUUCAGAUUAAGUAAUCCAUCACCCAUUCUUUGUGCAAUGAUUUCAAACAGUUUAAAUGUGUUUAAUAAGGUGGGCAUGGAUAAAAUACAAGCGAAGCAGAGACUAAUCACUGGAUAUUUAGAAUACUUGCUGAGGAAACUUCUGAUGAUGUCAAGUUUGAAAAAUUCUGAGUCAGCUCAAAUACAAAUUAUAACUCCUAGAGAUCCAAAAGAAAGAGGAAGCCAAAUAAGCCUCUUGUCAUCAAUACCCAUCUCUCAGUGUGAAGAACUUCUCAAGUCGCAUGGAAUUGUUUGUGACAUUCGAUCUCCAUCUGUCUUAAGAGUAACUCCAGCACCACUUUAUAAUACAUUCACCGAGGUCUACAAAUUUGCUCAUUUUUUCAAAGAUGCUUGGGAAACUAUACAAUCCAAUGAAAGUCGAGAAAAGUGAAUGCAAAAGAAAUAUGAGAGAAAUUGAUGGAUUUUAAUAUUUGUAUAUAUUACUGUGCGUAUCCAAAACCAAAAUUAAUAUUUUUUUGCUGAGCAAUAAAAUGUGAAUGACUAUUGUUGGAAGCCAAAUGUAUAGAAUGUUUCUCAGAAAGAAAGUUUAGCAGAAAAUCGAUACACAGGGUAUACAUAUAUUUUUGUGAUGCUAAAUUAAUAUGCUUCUGUUAUUAUUUGGGUAUUGCACUUCACAAUGUAUUUUUAUAUAUAUAUUUUUGUAAAUAAAGAUUUUUUUAAAAAAAUUCAAA